AGAGACUGUUGAAGCACAGGCGGCGGGAUCUUCCUCCUCCUCCUCCUCUUCUUCUCCUUCUCCUCCAGCGCAUGUAUCAGGCUUCAAAAUAAUACCCCUGCACCUCACUGACAUGUUUGUCCCGCUUUUCUUAAACCAUGCAGGCUAAACGGAAGAUGUUUGACAGAGCGAGCCUCUGUUCUCCGCGCACAGCAUCAGACACCCAGUGAGACCUUUCAGAGAGAGGCACCACGCAAGCGCGUAAAGGAGACAGAUUUGGACACCUGAUUUCGGUGGGUGUCUUUCCAGCGCAAAUUUCACGCUUUAACUCCAACUGUCCGCUGUUGUUGUUGAACGUGUGUGUGUGUGUUGUGUUGUGUUUUUGUGUUGAAGGCCUCUGGCGGUGCAGAUAUAUACGGUGGAUUAUUAUCAGCAUGGACAAAUGGGGGAGAGAGGACCGAUCGCUGCGUUGACUCGCGGAGCAGCGCGCACAGUCUUGACGCUAUAGCGUUACGCAUUUGUUUCACUGAGAGUCGUUCUUUUUUUCUUUCUUUCCUCCUUCUCCCGCCGCUGCGGCUCAACACCAGAAUACAAAAAAAAAAAGUCACACAUCUGUGGAUAAGGAGGAGAGCGGGGUGUUGUCGGAGAGGGAUGAGAGGAGGAGGGGGCCACUAUGAGGUGUGCUUUUUUUGGGAAAAGCCGGAGAGAGAAGACGGACGCCGAGAAGCUGUGCUGAUGUGCGAGACCCCGCGACGCGCUGCCCUCCCGAGAAACAACUGCGAUCGGGGAAGAAAUGGCCUAGUUAGACGCUCCUCUUCAUCAUCAUCAUCGACACACCGACCGAGGACGGAGCUGAAGAAUCGCAUGGACGGGCCAUCAUCACCAUCAUCAUCCUCGUCAUCACCAUAAUUCCGGUGCCUUGCAUCGAGACCCUUAAGGUGUAAUUGGCUCGCUGACUGCAGCUCUGGACCCAUCAGGAGCGUUGAGGAGGAAGACGGAUGAGACCACAGAGUCUACCUGAGAAUGCUACCUGACCCUCCGCCUCACCAUGUCACCCUAGGAGAACCGUUAAGCUGUCCCUUUUCACACACCCUCUUUUUGCCUUUGUUAUCCCCCAUAACCCACUGAGUUUGUGAUCCCUGUCUACAUCCUAGUGAUAGGACUAAAAGAGCCUUUAUUUUGGACAUGUUGUUUUUUCCUUUCAAUGCUGCCAGCCACCAAGGCUAUGGUGGGAAGCAUCAUUAUACUUCUCAGCAGAUUGCUAAUCUCUGCCUGGUGUGGCUCUCAGGACUAGCGCUGCACCUGACCCUCUCCUCGUGUCAACGGGUUGAUCUGAAAUACCCCAUAGUGUCCACCGGCUAUGGAAAGGUGCGUGGUAUCAGGAAGGACCUGAGCAAUGAGAUCCUGGGCCCAGUGGAACAGUACUUAGGAGUGCCGUAUGCCACCGCGCCCGUCGGCGAGCGUCGCUUCCAGCCUCCUGAAGCUCCAGGCUCCUGGCAAGAGAUCCGCAAUGCCACCCAAUUUGCGCCCGUGUGUCCCCAGAACGUGCACGGGGUUUUACCGGAGAUCAUGCUACCCGUGUGGUUCACGGACAACCUGGAUGCUGCAGCGAAUUAUGUUCAGAACCAGAGCGAGGACUGCCUUUACCUCAACAUAUACGUGCCCACUGAAGACGGUCCACUCACAAAAAAACAGGAUGAGUCUACAAUGAACAGACCAAGGGAUGAAGAUAUUCGGGAUCGCCGCAAGAAGCCGGUCAUGCUGUUCAUCCACGGGGGCUCCUACAUGGAGGGCUCAGGGAACAUGUUUGACGGCAGCGUCCUUGCUGCCUAUGGAAACGUCAUCGUCGUCACCAUGAACUAUCGGCUUGGUGUGCUCGGGUUUCUAAGCACAGGGGACCAGUCUGCUAAGGGGAACUAUGGCUUGUUGGACCAGAUCCAAGCCCUGCGCUGGCUCAACGAAAACAUUGGCCACUUUGGAGGAGACCCAGAGAGAAUCACCAUCUUUGGCUCCGGAGCCGGCGCCGCCUGUGUGAACCUCCUCAUCCUCUCGCACCACUCCGAGGGCCUGUUCCAGAGGGCCAUCGCUCAAAGUGGCUCCGCCAUCUCCAGCUGGUCAGUCAACUACCGGCCGCUGAUGUACACAAAGAUCCUGGCGAGGAAGGUUGGCUGCACUCUGGGGGACAUGGCCGAGUUGGUGGACUGCCUGCGGAGGAAGAGUUUCCGGGAGCUGGUGGACCAAGACAUCCAGCCUGCACGCUAUCACAUCGCCUUCGGACCCGUGGUGGACGGGGACGUGGUGCCAGAUGACCCUGAGAUCCUCAUGCAGCAGGGCGAGUUCCUCAACUACGACAUAUUGCUGGGCGUCAACCAGGGAGAGGGCCUGAAGUUUGUGGAUGACAGCGAAGGAGAAGACGGAAUCUCGGCAGCAUCAUUUGACUACACCAUCUCUAACUUUGUGGACAAUCUGUAUGGAUACCCUGAUGGUAAGGAUAUCCUGAGGGAAACUAUAAAAUUCAUGUACACUGACUGGGCUGACAGGGACAACAGUGACAUGCGGAGGAAGACCCUCCUGGCUCUGUUUACCGACCAUCAGUGGGUGGCCCCAGCUGUCGCCACCGCCAAGCUGCACGCCGAGUUCCAGUCGCCUGUCUACUUCUACACCUUCCACCACCACUGUCAGACCGAGGCCAGGCCAGAAUGGGCCGACGCAGCCCACGGAGAUGAGAUCCCCUAUGUGUUUGGGAUUCCCAUGGUGGGAGCCACUGACCUGUUUCCCUGUAACUUCUCCAAGAACGAUGUAAUGCUCAGUGCUGUAGUCAUGACUUACUGGACCAACUUCGCCAAGACAGGGGAUCCUAACCUACCAGUUCCUCAGGACACCACCUUCAUCCACACCAAGCCCAACCGCUUUGAGGAGGUCAUCUGGACCAAGUUCAGCUCCAAAGACAAGCAGUACCUGCAUAUCGGCCUGAAGCCUCGGGUCAGAGACAACUACCGGGCCAACAAGGUGGCCUUCUGGCUGGAGCUGGUGCCACACCUCCACAGCCUCCAUGAGGAAAUCAUUAGCUCGUUUACAACUCGACUGCCGCCUGGAGGCCCCAAUCGCCGGAAGGUCCCUAAAAACCCUGGUGACCACUCCACUCCGCCUGUAAUCUCCGUCUAUCCUCCUGAUCCUGAGCCUGAUGGUUCAGAGAGACCCCGCACUCCUCCAUUCCCCAGUGCAACCAGGGACUACUCCACCGAGCUGAGUGUGACGGUAGCUGUGGGCGCCUCGCUUCUUUUCCUGAACGUGCUGGCCUUCGCUGCGCUUUACUACAAACGGGACAAGCGCCACGAACUCAUGCAGAGACGCCACCGACGACUCUCCCCACAACGAGGCACGACGAUGGGCAUGGGUGUUGGAAUGGGAGUAGUAGGGUCCCCGCCGCACAAUGACCUGGCGCUCAGCCAGGAGGAGGAGCUGAUGUCACUGCAGAUGAAGCAGCAAAGAGUGGAGCUGGAGCACGGCACACCCCUCCCGUCCCGCGGUGUCCUCGGCGACCUGGAGCCCCUGCGGCCCCCAGUGUGCCCGCCUGACUACACGCUGGCCCUGCGGCGAGCACCGGAGGAUGUGCCACUGAUGACGGCCAACACCAUCACCAUGAUCCCGAGCACCAUCAGCAGCAUGCAGCCUCUCCACCCUUUCAACACCUAUCCCCCUGUCCCGGCCCCCUCCACUACACCCGUCCCCAGCCACAGCAACAAUGCCCUGCCACACCAACACUCCACCACCCGUGUAUAGGACCAGGCACAACCUCUGCUACCCCACUCUGGGCUUACAGAGACACACCACACAAACUGUUCCAUACACACUUCACUCUCGCCGCCCUCUCUUCUUCUCUACUAUAUCUCUGUCUUUUUCGCAUCGAGCCCUCAGAUAAAGCUGCAGUUUGUAAGAUGUGAAGCAGUGAAAUACCUCUAAAAAUGUUAUCAUGAAUCAAGGAGCGGAUUUUUAAAAACACUUUGCCAAAAGCCUGUCAUCACAGGUACAUACUGUUUUGCCCUGUUAACACACCCUUUCAGUAUCUGGUGCUUAAUGUGAGCCCCCAAAACCACAGCUUUAAGCUUGUAGCUCUCUCGAGCCAUCACAAGCUCAUCACGAUCAGUCAGGCAUCGUGCGUGCAGCUUGGUUUUUUUUUUCGCGCAUGUGUAGCCGCGUCAGUGUAAAACUAAGUUUAACAUAGAAUACAAAUAGUCAUUUUCCUCCGUUUAGUGCAGAGAUAUUACAGUAGCGAGCAGCUUUGUGUGAGGCGACAUAUGCUCCAACAAGCUGUCUGUCAUAAAGCGGUGAUUUCUCGAAACUUACAAAUUGCAGCUUUAAAGGCCCAAUCUGGAAGUGAGGUUUGGCACCCUGUGUCGAACGCCAUGUCCCGACAGCUGUUUCUGUGAUCUGGUUUUCGGAGAAUUUACUUAGUGUGAAAUGUAUGGACAGGCCCGGGAGUGAGAGGAUGAACGCUAUAUGCAAAGAAAUAGUUUCUCAUUUUUAAUUUGAAAAUUACAUUUCCUCUAUUUACAAGCGUGUGUGUUGCUGUUUUCAGUUAUGAUGCGACCUAAAGGCCCAAAUCCAAAAGUUCUGCUUUUUAAAAAUCUGCACACUCAGAGCUGAUGCAUUCAGAACAUUUCCAGAUUGGGGCUUCAACUGACGGGCGGUACAGGAAAUAACUGAAUCACACUCGGUCUGCGGGACGCAACCUGGAAUCCAGGCUGCCCAUUAGAACUCGCUGCAUCUCCGCCACACAGGCUCUAAUCAUGGCCAUUACUUUAUUUGUUUCUCUCUCAUUAUCUCUCUGUCUGUAUCCCCCAUCUCAGCUCAUUUAACCGCUUCUCUCUCCAUCUCUCCGUCUGCAUCCUCCCUUAGUAGCUCUUUUUAUUAAACCAUCGCCAUAAUCCACUUUCAUCUCCACCUCUCCCCUCUUUCUCACAAUCACUUCUAGACUCUUUUUUCCUUUUGGAGUCUUUUAUACAAAAACACAAAUGUAAAUGAUGUAUUAUUAAUAAAUUGUAAGGAUAUGAAUGAAAAAAAAAGAUAUUCUGAUAUCUCGUUUUUACCAGCAUUCUUGGUGCCAAGUACUGUGAUAAAGUUCCUCUUUCACUGGCGUCCAGUGGACCGCCUGGAGAGGUCCAUCCUGACUGUAUCUUACAAAAGGAAUUACCAUCAUAAAAAGUGCCAACCCCCCCCUUCAUCUUUCUUUUGGAUCCACACCGGUUUUAUUUUCUUUUAAUUACACUCAAUGUUGCACUGUGGCUGGUCUCUUCUUUAAAGGGAAAUCAGAUCAAAUCAAUAUAUCCUCAUUUAAAAAAAAGAAGAAGAAUAUAAAGUUUUAUUAACUACUUUGCUGUCUGGGAUAUAUUUGCAUGAUGUUUUCUUUUUCCUAAAGAGUGUGGACAGAGGACUUUGUUUGUCGUUCUGAUGAUUUGCCUUGUUUUUUCAUUGAUUUCUUUUGUAUUAUUAUUUUGAAAAUCAUUUUCAUAUUCUAUUUUAAUAUCAACUGCACUUUGUGGCACUUCAAAAGGUAUUAAAGUAUUAAGAGAUGAAUAUUGUGUAAAACUAUGAUUAUAACAAAGAGAGUAAAUAUUUCCUCUUUAUUUUUUUUUUCAUUUCCUUUCACUGAGGCUGUGCUGCAAAUCUACCAGGAGGACUGACGAAAGCCUUUCUCUCUCCCCCACCUUCUUUUGUUCUGCUCUGUUUCUCUGUCAAGUUUGCACAGUCACUGUCUCUCAAUCUCACCUGAAGAUAGCACUUUUUUUAAGUUACGAAAAAAGAAACUUUACGUGAAUAGUCUAAAUACGGUUUUUGUCUGCGACCGACAUAAGCCACAUGCUUCAAGUGUUUGAAGACUGCCUGACACUUAUCUUUUUCGUCUGCUCUUUUGUUGUUUUUCGAUUCUCCCUCCUGCGAGGCGGGGAGAGAGGAUGAGAUGUAUUUAUGAUGGUCAAAAGGUGAGAAGGCCUUGUAUGCGCAUUUCACAUCUUUCGCACAAUUGAACACAGGGACGGGUCACACGCUGAACAGUUCUGAAAAGAAAAAGAAAAAAAAACAACAAUCCCCGGUGGCAUUAGAACAACACUGGACAAACGCCAGCCGUGAUUCAACGGUGACGAGGAAAUAGCUCGUCAGCUACAGUACGAUCUGUCAAUGCACAGAGGAUACAUUCUAAAAAACCUUAUUUAAAAAAAAUCUUUAAUGACAGACAUUACUCAUACACCAUAUACCACAAAAAGCAAGGCAAGCGGGUUGACUCCCGCUCCUUGAAAGGUUCUGUAUCCUGUUAGGAUAACGUCACUCUGGAGCCAGACUGCCAUCCCUCACUGGACUGGAGCGAGGACAAAAAGAUCAAAAACCAACGCGUGGAAACAAACUGUACAUUUUUUAAGUGUAAGAGAACAAACUGGAAUUUGUAAAUAUUAUGUUUGUCGUUUGGUUUGAGUGAUUGGCCGGAUCUUUUCUUUGUGACAACAGGUGCAAGUUUAGAUGACUUACAUGAUUUUAGCACUCAUGCGUAUGUUUGUAUGUUUCUUUCCUAGAUCUCAAAGGGGUAUUAUAUUCCAGUAGGUUGUGGGCACAUGCAUACAUCUGUUAACAUACAUGAAUGAUUUUUUUAAAAAGAAAAAAAAAGAACCACAGCAUGGUUGAGGUCGACAUAAAGACGAAAAAGGAAUGCUUACGGCUCAGGGUAGCCUUGAUAUUGUGGUGAUUUAAAAAAUGUUCUUACUGCAUAUAUGGCCGUCUUAAGCAUAGCGUUCACUAUCCCAUCAAUCAUGAAGGAAGCUUUUAAAACGAAAUGGGUCCUUUUUAUUGGUUAAAAAGCCAAAGAACAGCUGCAGAGAACAGAUGAAGAAAGAGGAAUGAGACAGGAAAAGUGAGAUGUGUCGAAUGUGCUCUAAACUAACCACAAAUGGAGAAAUUUGACUUGUGAUGCUGUUGGAUUUUAACUGUCAGUGUCUCACGUAGUCUUGACCAUUGUCAUACAAUAUAACCAGUAGCUGGGAGGUUGUGAAAGCCCUUGUAUUGUUUAGGUCUUAUUUCAGACUAUGGUUGAUUUGCUAACUUUUGGAAUUUUGUCUGAAAACUCUGUUUUACGAUGAUGAUUAUUGACCCGGCUAUUUGAUGUGAGUUUGAGUUGCCCUCGCCUCCAAAAAGCAGCAUUACAAAUCCUUCUUUUUUCUUUAUUUUUUUUUGGGAAACAAAAGUUUGGACAGCCAACAGAUAAUGGAAGCACACUCACCAAGUUUACAUGUUUACACUACAGUUUUGUUGUUGGCUUGAAAUAAGGGACAAAAUCAGAUAUAUAUAUUUAAAAAAAAACAUUACAGGAAUCCAGAUAUCUUCUUAUUACAACAUGAAAUGCUGGAAUGGUAAAGCGAUGGCUUGCACCUGUUUGUCUGUUUCAUUUAGUCUGAUUCAGUAACCUGCUUGACGCUCAAGAUACUGUGAGUGAGCAUAAAUGACCAGGAGGGGUUGAAAGAAUUAAAAGUUAAUAUUUCUAUUUCAAAUAGAGGCUAUUACACACUGUAUGUUGUGUAUCUGAACUGGAAAACAUUAAAAAGACAUUCUUAAACAAAA
Messenger RNA from Hippoglossus stenolepis (Pacific halibut), 7584 nucleotides. RefSeq names its product neuroligin 2b (gene nlgn2b). The record is from RefSeq and is a predicted model, not a curated record. Gene Ontology annotation, cellular component: postsynaptic specialization membrane; cell surface; synapse. The transcript has 9 exons. The coding region runs from base 1165 to 3762 and encodes 865 amino acids. Gene Ontology annotation, molecular function: signaling receptor activity; neurexin family protein binding. Gene Ontology annotation, biological process: neuron cell-cell adhesion; modulation of chemical synaptic transmission; presynaptic membrane assembly. NCBI's taxonomy places the organism in Eukaryota, Metazoa, Chordata, Actinopteri, Pleuronectiformes, Pleuronectidae.